CUCGUCAGUUAACGACGCUUGUCUCAGUUGCAUCCGAACGCUCCAGCAGUAAACGUUAUCCAGAGCUGGCUACGCGCAAAUCAAGCUGGCCACCACCAUGGUGACCACCAAUGCCGCCGGAACGGGGACAGCAGCUACAACAACAACGAGCAAUGCCACCAACAACAACAACCUGCAGACAAACAACAACAGCCAUGGGGCUACAAACAACAACAACGAUGACUUUGACUUUGACCAGGAUAGUGGAUUGCAGGACCUCGGCUUACCGGUGUCCGUGCAAACAUUCCUGUGGCGUCAAAUAGCGCCCUUUAUUCGGCCGAAGUUAGGAAAACUGCACGAGUCCACGUGUCUGUUUUGUCAACAUGCACCGGGACACCAUGAGUCGAAGGAAGCCUGCAAGUCCUUUGAGAAAGUGCUCGUGCAGAACAUCCAGUUUGGUCUGUCACCGCCGCUCACCAAAGGAUUAGGUGUGAUUCCCAGAUGGCGUCUGUUGCAAGGAGCUCUGCCCCAUGUGAUGCACGCCUGUGCCGCUCUGCUCUACAACAGGGUGAAGGACAUGCAGGCCAUUGGUCCUGUGGAGACCAAGCUGUUGUACACCAUGCAGUGGAUCCUUCUCUAUGCCGCCGAGGAGUGUGCCGAUGACGAGGGCGGCGAGGAUCUGGCCUUGGGCGAUGCAGCCGAGCCCAAGUCCAAGUCAAUAGAUCAAUACUUAUUCUCGGUGCCAACAAUUACGCUCUUUGUGUACCUCUUUGCACCCAUCAUACACCAUCUCAAGGAAUCGGAUUUCCAGAACUUUCGCCUGGAGAAUGGUAUUAAACUCUGGCAGGGAAUGUGGGAUAACCGAGCUCCGGGCGCUCCCUGCUUUACGGCUCCCGUUAAACCCAAGGCCAGAAAUCUGCUGUGUGCACCCACUCCUAAAGGAUCUACUGAUGUUUUUCCCGCUCGAAAGCAUUCGCUCAGUGCGGAUGCCAUGUCGCCCAAGGCGGACUCUCCACAAAGCGGCAUCUCUGACUAUGGAAGGCAGGAUGAGGAGGGCUCUUGGGUUUCUUCUCCCAAGGAAUUCGCCUUUCCCGAAACCAUUCCAGAAGAGGCCUCCAGCGUGGAGGACGAACGUGUGGUCAUAUUUAGGCUGCCCUCGGCGCCACAACUAAUGGAUAACUCCUUCUUUACGGCCGAUGCGAGUCUGCUGCAACAGCAGCAAUCGCAGAGUCGCCGUGGAAGUCGCCAAUCGAUGAACUCCCGCGACAAGGACAAAGUGCCCUCCACCAAGUUUGAGUUCGAUCAGCAGGAACUAAUGCGUGGUGCCUCGAUGAAGGAGAAGCGAAGUGCUUCCAUCGAAAAGGAGACGGACUCGGACAAGUCGGAGAGCAUUAAGGCAGAUGUAUCGGCAGCCACUUUCCUGGAUGUGGCUGUGCUCCGCUGUCUCUUCAUUUCCCAUUGGCAGGAGGAGGGCAUCUUCUGGAGUCUUCAAUAUCUAUACAACCGACUUAGUGACAUUGGUGAGGAGGCGGCCAUCACCUUAAACCAACCUCGCAAACGCUCAAAUUCCUUGCCCAUACCGCAAAUCGAGAUUUCACUGUACCAGGGACCCGGCAGCAAUAGUCGCGAUAGUCCGGGAAGCUCUGUGGUCAAGGACUACAUCGAAAUACCAGAUCAAUCGCCAACAGUGACAGCCUGUGUAGCAGAAGAACCCCAGAGUGCCCCGAGUACUACAGAAAGACGUGGCAGCGAGAAGAAGAAACGCGUUAAAAUGGCAGAUCUGAGGCACUUUGUAGAGACCAAGAUGUUCUCCAAGUCGGAGAAGAAUUUGGAAAAAGUAGGGCUCGACACAAACUCAGCCAAUGGCAAGACACCACUGCAACAUGCAGAGUACCAUCGCAGCCUGGACACGGGAGAGAAGAAGCUGUCGCGAUCUGCCUCGAUGAUAAGUCGAGAACCAGCCAGUAACUUGAUCAAAGGCAAAUCGAUGCCCAGUCUCAGCUGUCUGCUUGAUAGCGGAUUUUACAGAUACGUAGAGCCACCCAAGGCCCCGAGGCCAUCGCAGGCAGCCUGUCCGCGUUCCACGGCGUUCUAUCCCCGGAAUCCCAUCAUCACGGUUACGGAACACACACCCACUCCUUCGCCCGACUACAUGAAGCGACAGGGCUCCAUUGACUCCCAGCUGGAUGCCCUGAGUAAUGGCGGAAGUAUUGCCGGCAUGGGUGGCAAUGGGGGUGGUAACGGGAGCACAGGAAUGGGCAGCACCACCACCCGCUAUCGUGGUCAAAUGCUGCGCUCCCACACGGACUCCCACAUCGAUUACACGGGAGUCGAUGAGUCGGAGGCUCCGGGCUCCUCCUUCUAUAUAACACGCGAUGGCGGCAUUGACUACGAGAUUAUCCUGUUGGCCAUUAGUAAUGUUUUCAAGCGAGAUCCGGCGCAAGUUUGCUCACUGCGUGUUUUGGAAGCUGGUCUGAAUAUUUGCGAACUGCUUAUUGAAAUGGGAGUUCUGAAGUUGGGCGAGCAUGCUCACGAGAUCUCGAUGAGCAUUACCCGAAGAGCCCUGCAGGUACUGGGAUGUCCACACGGAUGCAAUGAUGGUGUUCGAGGUCCUCCAGCCGACUUCCUGCGCAACCAGUGCCAGAAGAUCCUGUCGCGCAUGCUGAGGCAGGCGGGUCCCAGGACCAAGCGAUUCAUGCAGGAGAUGGUGAAGACCUCGCCGCUGCCGGAGCUCAUCGACUACUUCCAUGCCUUCCUGGCCUUCUGCGUGGACCCGAGCUCCCUGCUCUCGCCCCUGACUCAUAAACGUCAGAGUGGAUUUAAAAAUGCUAACACCGAUAUUGGCGGCGUACCAGGUCAGGGCGGCUAUUCGACCAAUUUUAGCGGCGGCAUGAGCGGCGGCGCCGAGGCCCAGGUGGUCGGAGCGGUCUUCAAGCCGCUGGUCAGCCGCUUCGUGGAGGCCCAGAAGGAUCUCAAGGGUCCGGAGAACAUAGCCCUCUACGGCGACAUCCGGCAGCUGGUCACGUACGUCAAGGGCGCCCACGGCGGUCCCUUUCGCCUGGUGGCCCUCAGCGGCAUUCUGGCCGUCACCCCGAGGCCCCACAAAAAGGGUCCCUCGUCGCAGACCACUCGAGUGAUCAGACACAUUCCCCAGGCGAAUGUGAGUCAGAGCCUGCAGAACGACGACAACCGCUCCCAGCGGCGUCUCCUGCUGAAGAAGCGCAGCACCUCAUCGGCCUGCGCCGUGAGCCUGCUGGAGACGGAGGCAUGCGAGGAGCACUACAAGACCAGCCAGUCGCCGCUGAGCAACUUUCGACGCAGGACAACGGGAGUUCGACCCACCUUGACUCCUCGGCACAGUGAAAGAGCCCUGCUUUCCGAUUCCACGUCCAGCUCGGAACGCAAUUCGCUGGGACGGCUCAGCGGCUUGGUGCGCUGGUUUCGCGGCACGCCCAAGGAGGCCUCGUCCAUCGAUCUGGAGAUCGGGUCCCUGAACCCCGAGAUCAGCUCCACAUUUAUGCGGCACGCCUCGCUGAAGAUUCAGCGCGGACGGUCGAGCGAUGGCAUUGGGCGGUCCAUCCAGCGGGCCAAGCGACGCGUCGAGCGGCGGCUGAACCGUUUCGGCGGCAUUGUGAAGGGCAAGAAGAAGGUGGGCGGCAUCGAGGAGACGGCGGACUUCAGUCGCCGCUCGUCCUCGGACAUGUGCGAUGGUCCGCGCGAGUCAGAGGUGGUGAUCUUGAAGGAACGCAAACUGGUGCCCACCGAACCGGUGCGCGUGGGCAUGCUGCGUUUGUCCUUUCUCCUGGAAACCUGCGCCCCCGGCUCCUUUCCCGAUCCCCAGCUGGUGGCCGCCGUCCUGGAUCUGCCCCAAGCUCCUCUGGUGGCCAGAGCAACCUUCCUGCUGGAGUGCGCCCAUUUUGUGCACUUGUGCAACAAGGGUCAGUGGCCCGCGUGGAUGAAACAGAACGUGGGCAGCUACCGGGCAUCGGGCGCGAACAUCAAUAUCAACCAGAUGAAGCAGCAGGUGAGCCAAACGAGCGCAAGACGCACACACAUCCUGCAAAGGGCCGCCGGCAAGAUGUUCCAUCAGUGGGCGGAGAUGGUGGGUGCCCGUCUGGAGGAGAUCCUCUUCACGGAGCGUCUGCAGUACGAGGCCGUAAAUGCGAGUCUCACGGAUCCCGAGAAGCAGCGCGAGCUACUGCAGCAGGACGAGGAGGAGGACUUUCUGGACGAGACUUCGGUGAAUCCGCAUGGCAAUGAUUGCCCGCACUCCCUGAAGCUCAUUGCCUGUGUGCUGCUCUUCGAGAUCACCGCUUUCCUAAGGGACACCUAUUUGAUGUUGCCCAAGACAUCGAAGUUGAUACAUCGCGACAAGCCGGCGCCCUGGGAGAAGGUUUACCGCGAGGCCAAUCGCCGCUGGUCCAUGGCUUUGAGUUCCAUGGGUCACUCGCAGACCUCCGCCCAGAGCCUGCAGUCGAUAGCAGCGGGAAAUGAUGGGGCCGGUCAGUCGGAGCGGAAGAUAUCCUUUGUGCUCCACGAACCGGACAAUGAGUCGGAGAAUAGUAGCAACACCACGCUGACCAAGGAGGGGGAAGAAGCUCGUCGACCCACUGCAUCGGCUGUUCGACCUUUCCUGCUGAGACGUGGCACUGCCACCACCACAGGAGGAUCCUUCAAACGUCGCUCCCUGAAGCUGCGACGCAACACCAAGGACAGCAAGGACAUAGAAACGGAUUUCAACAUGCAAUCGCGGAGGAAGGUCUCCUCGCUCUCCGAUCGCAGUGACACCUCGGAACAGGGCAUGAUCAGUGGUGGCGAGGAGUCACCCGGAAUACUAAGCGACGAUCAGCAGCCAGAGUCACCCACUGAUUCGAAUGAAAACGAUGAUACGGCCAAGAAUAUGCCCUGGCUAAAGGCGAUCAUUGAUUUGAUGUCCAGUUACAACUAUUACUGCACUCACAAAGGAUAUUGCCAUCCCUUCUGCUACAAACGACACAUGAGAUCCUGCACUCGUUUGGUUAAGGCCACUAGGAAGGUUUAUGGCGAGGAGUUCGGCUUCACCUUUGAUGCGGAUCAUCCCAAUGUGGAGCCCACAAUAAUCACAUCCAGUAAACCACAUACUUCGCGAGCCCGCUCCACACGAAAGGUUUCGGAGCAGAGUUCCACCCAGACAUCGCCGUCCAAGCGAAAGGAUAGCUUGUCGCGCAAGGAUCGCAUAAGUGAUGAUCCCGAUUUGGAAAUGGCUGAGAAACUAGCCAAGGCAUUUCGUCAGGAGAAGGAGAUGAAGAUGCAGGAGGAGCCACCCAUCCUCAAGUUCAUCCGCAUCCACAUACGCAACUUGUUCCACUUUCCGUUGGCCACUUUGCUUAAAGGAGCCGUUGUGCUCACCGAGGAGAUGGUCAUCGAGGCAAUGCCAGCUGCCUGGGAACUUCUCCUUGAAACCAAUCACGAUACAGCCACCUCCAGUGCCGCUGUAUUUCUAAUGGGUUCGGUGAAGGCCCAGAACUUUGCCUUUGACAUCAUGCAGCGCGCCCUGAAGCACAAGGAUCCGGACAUAAGGAUCGGGGCUAUCCAGCGAUAUCUGGUGCUUUGGAAGUGCCGUUUCCAUGUCUGGCCGCGAAUGGAGGAGAACGCCCAUGAUGUGACCUUCAAGGUGCCACCGGGUGGCAUUGAAUUCACACUACCCUCGCCCAAGAUUGGCAUUGAAAGUCUGCCGGUGGUGGAUCCACCCUGGAUGCCGGUACAGCAGACAAAGGACAUGGACGUCACCCUAAACCAAGAUAGACAUAGAUCCCUGGUCACCGCCACCAAAUCCCGGAAGAUGCAGCAGACGGAGGCCAUCAGGAAUGCCCUGCGUCAGCAGAGGGACAAGCAAAGGGCAGAACGACACAGUUUCCUGAUCACCAUGAUACCCAUUAGUCAGCAGGCCUCCCAUGAGCCUGGAAUGGAAAAGCUGGAGGACCAUGAGAUCGAGGAGGAUCUCGAUGGCACCCGGAUGUCCUCGCACCUUCACCACGCCCACUCGCUCUUCCCCUCCGUUCUCUGCUCCUCGGUGAUGCAGAUCGUCGGCUGUCUGGACGAUGCCGCCAUCGGUUCGGAUGGCAACGCGGUGUACGAGAUUGCCUACCAGGUGAUCUGGGUUUGCCUGGUGGAGGAGUCCGCUUUGUUUCUGCGCUAUGUCUUCGAGCGACUGACUAGGGAUCGUCAGGAUCAGAUGUUCAAACUGCUGAGACACCUCAUCCGAUUUGUGCCACGUCUGCCGCAACAGGCGGCCUUUGCCCUCUACAACUCGAUUAUAGGCUACAUCAUGUUCUACGUGAGAUCUUCGAAUGAAUUGAAGCAGGAGCUUGUUGGCUCUGCCUUAUCUGUACUUUGGAUGGUGGUGCAUUCCGUGCAUGGCAUCAUGUUCAAGGAUCUAAAGCAGAUUCUGCGCAAGGAGCAAUGCGAUGCUUCCAUCCUGCUAACUGCCAAUGUGCCGGCGGCCAAGAAGAUCGUGGUUCAUGGACCGGCCGAUGAUGACUACAACAUACCCUCCCAGUUUCCAGUGCAGGAGGACACUCUGUUCUGUCAGCUGCUGAAGGAGGCCCUCGAUUACUAUCCCAUCGAUGAGAAGAACACCAGUCACUAUUGUCUAGUGGACUACAAGAGCAGUAAAAUCCUCAAUCCCAAUUGGUACAUCCGUGACUUGUACUUCUUCAAGAGAUCCCAGUACCCGGAAGUGCGUCUCAUGCUCAUGCGACCGGAGGAGUCCUUCCUGGCCCUGCAGAAACAAGAGCUGACCAAGAAGUUUGUCGAGAUAGGAAAGGUGCAUCUGACCUGGGCAAUCCUGAAGAACGUGGACAUGGUGGUGCAGCGAGUGGUGUUCCUGCACGAGGAGCUGAUGAAGCUGCCCUCCUUCCCGCGCAAGGCACUCGAGGUGGAUCUGGAUCUGCACCAUGGUGGCGAGUACGGAAAGGUGCUGCUCGGGUUGGACGUCCUGCACAAGUUCAUGUGGGUGCGUCUGAUCGCCCGUAUGUUCGAGGCCAUGGCUGGAAAUUUUGCCUACUCGGCGGACAUCCAACUCUUUCUGAACGUCCUUUCCGGCGCCUCCAUUCUGCAUGCCGAAGAUUCGUGCAUCAUGCGCUAUGUGAUGGCCACCUUCAUCAACGCCGCCUUCAACUUCAAGAACAUCUUCUCCACGAACGGUUACUUUAUGAUAAUGCCCACUCUGUUGCAAGUCUAUUCCCUGCACCAGACCAACAAGCUGAUCACCACCACCAUUGAGUAUGCGGUCAAGCAGUUCUAUCUGCUCAAUCGCAAGCCCUUCAUCCUGCAAAUGUUUGGUUCGGUUUCUGCUAUUCUGGACACGGAUGAGGAUGGCACGUAUGGUGAGGCCCACAAGGUGCAGUCGAGCUGCCUCUUCAAUCUGCUCCUCAGUCUGGAGGAUCCCUCGCCGGAUCCUCUUAAUAUUGCGGAACUGGUCAAGGAACCGAAACCUUUAAAGGCCAUUGACUUUUGUUACCACGACGAGGAUGAUGAUGUUACUGUUUUGGACUGCAUUACCCUGUGUGUAAUGGUGGUAUCCUACUCCGCCGAGAGCACCCGAGGAUAUCAAAUGCUUAUAAUUCUAGAGGCCAUUCUACCCUGCUACCUCCAGCAGAUCCAAUCGCCCAGCUACAUCCCACUGCAGGGCAAGUCCGAGCGGGACAUUAUCCUCCAGCUGGCGGUGGCCAUCCGCACCAUGGUGCACAACUGCGAGGGUCUCGCGAAGAGCUACAAUGGACCGUACAGGAAUAGUCCGGAGCACAAGGGCUCCUCGCAGCGCAACUGCAGCAGGGGACCUCCAUGUUCGCCCGGCUUGGACUUUGAGGAGGAGACGCAUCCAAAGUACUUGACGGAUGCUCGAACCAAGAAUAUGAUGGACUCGGCAGAGGAUUCGGAAAUGAUACGCACCGAAUACCGAAGGCCUCGCGACGUUUUGCUCUCCGUGGUGGCUGAUUUCCUCACCAAGUCCACCGUUCGUCUGGCGGAGCUGGCCAAGAAGAUGCCCAGUGACACCAAACCCACCGAGGUGCUGGAUGCCAAGUGUCACAUUCGUCUGGCGGACAUUGCCCAUUCCCUGCUGAAGGUUUCCCCCUACGAUCCCGAGUCCAUGGCCUGUCGUGGUCUUCAGCGCUACAUGCAGGCGGUUCUCCCAAGGGCAGAGUGGUCCAAUGACACCUUACGCAACGCCCUGGUCACCAUCCUACGUCGCAUCGACAAGGUCUUCCUGAAGAUCUCGAAGAAGCCAUCGAUCAGGAGGAACACGGACUGGGAGGCGGCCGCCGGACUGCUGAAGGGCAUCCACGAGACGAUCAUACGGCACUCGUACGUGCUGCACUGGCAGCAGAUGAAAACGCUCAUCGGCACGGUGCAGAAUCUGAUCGUCAACGAGCCCGGAUCCGGCAUCCCCGAGGGCGUCUCCAGCGCAGGAGCAGCGCUCAUGUCUCAGAAUCCGCCGGCCUUUUUCUGCUCGGCGGUGGUGCGUCUGGUGGCCCUCCAGGUGGUCAGCCCGGUGGAUUGUUUCUCUCUGGUGCAGAUUUGCGGCGGCAGUGCCGAGUUUGCCACGCAGGAAAAGGCCGAGGGCUUUCUAAUGCAUCUGAUAAUGCCACUGUGUCUGAAGGUUUGCUCGGGCCGAGGCGUUUCCGAUGUGGGCGAAUUGAAGAUGACCGACGUCUCCUUCUUGCUGACUGCCGUGCUGAAUGCGAUGAGUCCGCCGGCGGGGAGAACCGGACAGGCCGUAUCGCAGAUAAACCGUGUGACCGGCGACCUACGCGCCGGCUCGCUCACUUUCACCGGCAGUCGGGAUGCCAAGCGCCCAGCCCGCAUCUCCGGUUCCCUCUACCAGGCCGCCUUCCUGGCCCUGCGCAUCGUGUGCAUCUGCUUCGAGAGCCGGCUCUCCAACGAGUGGCCGCGCAUCGUCCGGGUGAUGAGGGAUCUCGGGCGACGCAACGAGGCUGCCCCGGAUCUCUGGAGCUUCAUGGAGUUCGUCGUCACGCACCGAACACCCUUGUACAUUGUCCUCCUGCCCUUCAUUCUGCACAAGAUAUCCCAACCACCCAUCGGCGAUCACGAGCGGCACAUGCAGUUCAUCAUCAGGGAGCGACUGCGAGGAACUCCACCGCAGGGAGGGAUCAAGUCCAAGGGAGCCCUGCUACUGGAACUGGCCCGGGAGCUGCGUGACCUGCGCGACGAACUGGAGGAGAAGCGAUACGUCUCCACAGAUCGCGAGAGUUCCGAGCAGAAGAAGAGCGACACACCGGCGGCAACUAGUGCGGCAGAAGCCCACAAGUCGCAGCAAAGACCUUCACUCAUAUCUAUCUUCACAGGGACCACCACGGGCCAGGCCACGCACUCCCACGUCUCCGCGGUGCCGAUCGACUCGCGCAGCGGAUCCGGCGGCAUUUGCACGCCCAGCGACACGCUGUCGCAGCAGACGCUGCACCCGCCGCGGGAGUCGCUCUCGAGCAGCUCCACGGGCCGCGAACGGGAACACACGACGACCAGCGAGAGCCAGAGCGGCGAGGCGGACGCAGGAUCGGCGCCCACGCUGGUGGGACCGACGCCCAGCGGUUCGGGUCAUGGUCACCAGGGAACCACCUCCGCCUCCACCUCCGCCGUGCCCUCGCAUCUCUCGCAUUCGCAGUCGUUGCAGCAGGCGCCCUUCAAGGCCCAGCCGCCCAAGCUGCGCUUCGUUUCGUCCGUGGAGUUCCGGCACUCCUCCGGUGAGACAUCGACCACUCCGCUCUCUCCGGAGAGCCCUGCGGAGGAUAGUUCGGGGGAUCAUACCAGGUCAAGGCUGCAGCGUUCCAAGGCGGCCAGCAGGAAGACCUUUAGGCUGAAGCGCAGUCGCCUGACGCCCAUGGAACCACCCAGCAUUGUCACCUCGCAGGAGGAGCCACCGCAGCAGGCACAGCAGGCCAAGACCCUGGGUGAGAUUUCCUGGGACUCGGUUUCGCAGACAUCCUCCACUUCCGGGUAUCGGGACAACAACAGCCUGCAGACCGGUCUGCUUUCCCCUGAUGGUUCCUUGGGUGGCAUGACCCUGGGUCGCUCACCCUCGCAGCACUCGCUUUUGAUGGUCUUCGAGGGUCAGGACGAGGACACACUCAUUUAACAAUCACAGAACGGCGACCGGGCCUACGAACUUUAGAACCCACGGGGUUCUAUUAAUUAACAGGAAUUUGUAGUACUUAAAUAGUCAAAAAGGGUAGUUAGUUGUCGGGUGUGUUGAGUUUUAUAUAGACGAAUCGUUGUUUUCCAUUGUGUGCCAUUUUUGUAUUGCAUAGAUAAAGUUAGAAACUAAUAAAAGUACUUGGUAGCCGUUCUAA
Drosophila takahashii is the source of this 10328-nucleotide messenger RNA. The record is from RefSeq and is a predicted model, not a curated record. NCBI's taxonomy places the organism in Eukaryota, Metazoa, Arthropoda, Insecta, Diptera, Drosophilidae.